AUGGAUUUAGGAUUGAUUCCACUAGAGGGUCUUGAUGACCAAGAGUUACAGAUAGUUGCAAUCAAUAGGAUUGCUGCUCACUUUUCAAAUGUAGACAGUCUUGCAACCGUUAGUAAUCAUAAACAAUCAUUAAUACAACAGAAAAAGACAAUAGAAGCUCAAAUCAAAAAUGAAGUAAAUGGAGAAUUAGAUAAAUCAAAGAAAGGUUUGGAAACAUUACAUAGAUCAUUCGGUAGAAUCGAAAAGAUGAGUACUAGCUUUGGAUCGACUGUUCAGUUGUGCAAGGAGACUUCAAGUUUGAUCGGGUACUACCCAUUGAUCAAAAAAGUGAAUACCGUGCGUAGCAAUCUUAUGGCUAUCUUGAAGGAGGUAGAUCGACUACUGACAAUCCCAGAGAAAGCAGCAGAGAUUGAAUCGCUGAUGGAGAACGACAUCAACAUUCUCGUGGUACACAAGAAGAUCCGUGAGUUGGAGCGACUCCACAAGAACGCUCUGAAGCAAUUCGAGUCGAACUACGAAGAGUUGGAAGCGAUCCGUGAGAUGUUCUCGUCGGUGCCACUGCUAAGCGAUCGUUUCGAAUCGAAAAUAUGGAAUAUCGUUUCCAACUCGAUCAAGAUUGCACAGCAGGCACCGGCAGUGCUCGUCAAAGUCGCACAGAUCAUCGAGCGUGAGAAACUCUACGAAGAGCAGCUACUGGAGAAGUUGAAGCAGACUGCUCUGCUCGCGAGCGAGGGAAUCGAAGACGACCACCAGAACAACGGUGGCUAUGGUGAUACGUUUAUCAAGGUGCUGCACGAGUCGAUUGCAUCGAGAUUCGAACCGCUCUUUCUCACCUGUCACAAAGACCUUGUCGCAACACUCAAAGAGGUCAACGCGAUGGUCGACGAGCUCAACGUCAUCAUGGAUCAAGUAUCGGAAUGCUACCCGCCAAGCUACGACAUGUUCAACUUCUUUGUCAAGCAAUAUCACAGUAAGUUCUACUCACUAUUCGAGUCAUUCUCCAACCUCAUUGAGAUCGGUGUGAAAACAAGCAGUCAAGAACCUGCACAUAUUCUAAUGUUAAUUGAAUGGGUAAUGAAAGAAUAUCCAAUACAAUUGGGUAGACUUGGUAUACAAGAUAUGUCACCACCAUUGUUAGAUGCACUGGAUCCUAUUAUCAAUAUCUAUAAGAUACAUAUACAAGGUUUGAUGAAAGACUGGUGUGACAAUAUCAUUACAAACGACAAUCAAACUCGUCCGGAUGUAGUUGAAGGUCAAUACUCUACAUUCGCACCAGUACAUCUCUUUGAAAGUGUAAAUACACAGCUAGAUGUUGCACAUGCAACUAAAUGUCAAAAAUUGGUUGUAGGUGUAAUGGAAGAGGUAAUCAAUGCAUUGCUAUACUUCCAGACCAACUAUGUAAAGUUACUACAGGAACGUAAUCACGAGAUAAAGUUUGAGAAUGUAAUUGCAAGUGUUAAUAAUAAUUCGAGAUCCUAUGAUUUCACACAGUCUCUUCAGGAUAAGGUGUCGAACAUCUUGGAUACAGAGUAUAUGUCUAGUCUCGACUUUGAUCCGGUACUCGAUGGUUUCUUGGGUGUUGCAAGAGUCGGUACAAUGUCGUUGGCCAGCGUCAUCUUUAGAGAUCUCGAAGACACCAUCAAGAAGUUCUACACACCUCUUUGGUACACCGAAGAUUUGAUGCAACCCAUUAUCAAUACACUCGAAGAUUACUUUACAAACGAUAUUCAACGUUAUAUUCUAGAGAAUUACAUGAAGAGAUUAUCUUUAUUAUGUUUAGAUACUUUAAUUGAAUAUAUUCUAAUUCAAUUAAUUACAGGAAAGAAUCAAUUCAAUGAGAAUACAUAUCAGAGAAUGAGUGACGAUUGCGACAAGAUAUUGGAUUUCUUUAAGAAAUAUCUAAGACUUUCAGUUGCCACCGGUAGAGUACAAGUUAUUGAAGAUUUCAAACAGAUUAUAACUUGUGAUCCUGGAAUGAUACCAAUUUAUUUUAGAUCGAUUAUUAACCAUCAUAAGGAUAUCAAUGAUCGUGUGAUUGAACUUGUAUUACUACAGAGAAAUCAAAAUACUAAACACACUUUAAAAAUUGAUCAGUGUGAUCAUAAUUAUACAAUUACAAAUUAUAAUAAUAUUAAUAUAGUAAUACAAAUCAAUACAAUGUUAUCUUAUUUAAAUAAAUCUUCUUUAACAUUAAAGAAUUUGACAUUGGUAAACUCAAUUGGAUCAUCAACUGGUCUAUUAAGAACUUUCAGUGCUUCAUCUUUGAAUUUGCAACAAUAUCAGCAACAGCAACAAAGAUCAGGUGGAUACAGACAAUCAUAUAAUAAUAACAAUAAUUUCAAUAAUUACAAUAAUAAUAGCAACUAUAAUAACAAUAACAAUGGUAAUGGUAGAAAUUUCCGUCCAUCCUUUAAAAGAAAUCAAGAGAAUAACAAUUCACAACAGAACGAACCAAGAAAUGUCAGUUUUUCAAGAAAAGAUAUUAAUUCAGAUGCAACAUCAUCAUCAUCAUCAUCAUUUGAGUACAUAGAAAACAGACCACAGAAACAACAGCAAUCAGAUUUCUCUAUGCCAACCGAAAAGAUCGAUUGGUCAUUGGAGAAUAUGCAACCGAUCGUCAAGGAUCUCUACAAGGCCAACGAGAAGGUCGCUCAAAUGACACCGGAGGAGUGUAGCAACUUCCUCAAUGAACACAACGUCACUGUAAAAUCAAAGGAUUCACCAGCACCGAAUCCAGUACUCGCUUUCGAAGACAUGCAAUUCGCACCAUCCAUCACCAACAUCCUAAAGGUGAACUACGAGAAGCCAACUCCCAUCCAAUCGAUCGGUUGGCCAGUAGCACUGUCCGGUCGUGACAUGAUCGGUAUCUCUCAGACCGGAUCAGGUAAGACCAUCUCUUUCUUUUUGCCAGCGAUUCAACACAUUUUGUCACAACCACGUCAGACCGGUCCAUAUCUCGGUCCACAGGUUCUGAUUAUCGCACCGACUCGUGAGUUGUCCGUACAGAUCUCGCACGAAGCACAGCCAUACUUGAAGGCUGCACGUCUCAACUCGGUUGUUAUGUUUGGUGGAGAGUCGAAAUCACAUCAGAUUCGUGAUUUGAAACGUUGUCCACAAGUGGUUAUCGGUACUCCAGGUCGUAUUAUCGAUAUCAUGAAGGAGGGUUAUCUCAACUUGAAGCGUGUGUCGUUCUUUGUGUUGGACGAAGCCGAUCGUAUGUUGGAAAUGGGUUUCGAAGAUCAGAUUCGUGCUAUCUUUGAGAAUAUCAGACCCGAUCGUCAAGUGCUCUACUGGACCGCCACUUGGCCACGCAAGGUUCAAACACUUGCCCACGAAUUCAUUGUCAAUCCAGUCAAGGUACAAGUCGGAUCGACCGAACUAACAGCCAAUCCAAACAUCAAACAGAAUUUCAUUGUCGUCGAUUCAGAAAAGGACAAGGUGAAUGCACUCGUUGACACUCUCGAAAAGAUCUUCAACGAGCGUCCCGAAGCAAAGGUCAUCAUUUUCACCAUGACCAAGGGCGGUGCCGACAAACUGGCAGAGCACAUCGGACAGAUUGGAAAUGCACGUAUCGAAUCGAUUCACGGUGACAAACAGCAAUCGAGACGUAUCGCAAUUAUCAACGGAUUCAAGAAUAACUUUAUCGAUAUUUUGGUGGCGACCGAUGUGGCGUCGCGUGGACUCGACAUCAGAACCAUCACCGAUGUCAUCAACUUUUCAAUGCCAACACAAAUCGAAUCGUAUGUCCAUCGUAUUGGACGUACUGCACGUGCCGGUGCCACCGGAGAAUCACAUACCAUCAUUUCAAAGUCAUCAUUGAACGACAUCAAUUUGAUUCCCGACUUGAUCGAACUCAUGACUGGUGCCAACCAAGAAGUACCACCAGUAAUCAGCGCAUUAGCACCAAAGAGACAUUACAACAACAAUAACAACAAUAAUUAUAACAAUAAUCGUAGAGGAAAUAACAACAGAGGUGGAUAUAACAAUAACUUUAGAAACAAAAACAGUCAGAGAAAUGGUCCAGUUUCUUUUAAAAAGAGAGCUGAAUAA
Messenger RNA from Heterostelium album PN500, 4050 nucleotides. It is a transcript of the gene exoc3, whose product is annotated as exocyst complex subunit 3. The transcript has 9 exons. The record is from RefSeq and is a predicted model, not a curated record. Lineage: Eukaryota; Evosea; Eumycetozoa; Acytosteliales; Acytosteliaceae. The coding region runs from base 1 to 4050 and encodes 1349 amino acids. Gene Ontology annotation, molecular function: RNA helicase activity; SNARE binding; nucleic acid binding. Gene Ontology annotation, biological process: exocyst localization; exocytosis. Gene Ontology annotation, cellular component: exocyst.